CUCAGUAUAAGAUACCACAAACACACUCUUCCAGGAGAGUUGAAGUAUCACGGCCAAAGCUUAAGACAAGGUCUAACUGAUCAUGGCAAAGGAACAAUGCAAGGAUAACUUGCCGAAGACUUAUGUUCUGAAGAUCGUCAUGCACUGCCAUUGCAAUGGUUGCAUCAAGAAGAUCAAUGACGGGGUGAAAGAGAUUGCCCUUUCAGAAGGGGUUGAGAGGGCUGAUCUGGUGGCAGAAACAGCAGAGGUGAUAGUGGUCGGGAGAAUGGACCCAGAGAAGCUCUGCUGCUUGCUGCAUGAACUAACGCAGAAGCAUGUGAAGAUGGAAACCAAAAGAACCGUGACCGAAGGAGAAACUGCAGCUUCUUGGGAAACCAAGAACCGCGUUGGCCAGGCUACUUCCGGCUUGUUCGCUUCCGACACACCUAUUACGCCGAGCGCGCCGCCAGUUCCCGAGGCAUGGAGGAGCCAGACCGUGCCUUCCCAGAGAUGCGCAUACCGUUGGUCGCUACCUUUGCCCGGCGCGCUAGGCGUGUGGGCUGCAUCUGACAUCGAGGGGACAAUGGCGGUCUACGACCUCUGAAGGCUUAUUCACCAACACAGCCAGCAGACCCUCCUGCACUCCAUCGUCACCUUCGCUUUGCGCUAGCUGAUUUUUUGUCGCAUAAGCAUUUUCUGCCAAGAGCUUUAACUGACGUGUUCUUUGUUUCUAUCCGUGGCUUAAUGACACGGACAUUCUCUCUUUUGCUUCGUUGUUCAUUUGUGAUGUUGUGCACUGCAGUAGAUAGGAAUCCAGGGGAGAAGUGUAGGAACUGGGGAUGGAAUCCCAAGUCCUGUGGGCUGCCUGGAGUUAGUGGGCAGUCUUUGCUGCUGCUGCUCUGUUUUACUGCUGGGAUGAGUUGUGCAAGUAAAUUUGGUCUAAGGCCCUAAAAUAUCAAUAAAAUUGUCAGCAAUCUUUGGAUGCA
Hordeum vulgare subsp. vulgare (domesticated barley) is the source of this 965-nucleotide messenger RNA. RefSeq lists its product as uncharacterized. The transcript is spliced from 4 exons. The coding region runs from base 83 to 583 and encodes 166 amino acids. Gene Ontology annotation, molecular function: metal ion binding. NCBI's taxonomy places the organism in Eukaryota, Viridiplantae, Streptophyta, Magnoliopsida, Poales, Poaceae. The record is from RefSeq and is a predicted model, not a curated record.